Cuscuta epithymum is the source of this 319-nucleotide messenger RNA. The record is from the annotation of a GenBank genome assembly. Lineage: Eukaryota; Viridiplantae; Streptophyta; Magnoliopsida; Solanales; Convolvulaceae.
CGUCUUCGGAGGCUUCCAAUGCGGCUCUGGCCGCCGCUCUUCAGGUCGGGCUCUCCGUUCUGCAAUCCGAAGCUGCCCGAGAUGCCGAGGUCCUUCAGGCAAAGAAUAAGGUGGACGCGGCCUUAAACAAGGCGAGAGAGGCCGCUCGUCUCCAGGAGAAGGAGAUGGCGGCCAAGGAUAAAGAACUGCAGGCUGCCAUGAAGGUAGCUCGCGAGUCCUCCGCGAAGAUCGCGGUUCUGGAGAAGGUCGGGUUCAAGCUCGUCCCGGCUCUCCCCGCUUCCAAGGAUGAGGCCCCUGAGUGGCUCGUCGAUGAUUCCGG